AUGCAGAGUGUGAGCCGCUCCAGCUCCAGCUGCAGCCCUCGCUGUGGUGCCGCAGGCGAGUUCCCGUGCGACGAGCUGGUGCCGCCGCGCGCGCAGGACGGCCGCCGCGGGCCCAAGAGGCCGCGCACCAUCCUCACCACGCAGCAGCGGAGGGCCUUCAAGGCGAGCUUCGAGGUCAGCCCCAAGCCGUGCCGCAAGGUGCGCGAGGCGCUCGCCAAGGAGACGGGCCUCAGCGUGCGCAUCGUGCAGGUGUGGUUCCAAAACCAAAGAGCGAAGAUGAAGAAGAUCCAGAAGAAAGCGCGCCAGGAGGGAAAGCCCGGGUCUGGGAAGGAGGAGGACCUGCUGGACGACAAGACCAAGGCCCGCAUCAAGGAGGAAGAGCACAGCCCGUCGGGGGCGGGCUCGUUCCUGAAUGCUGACAGCUGCGGCAGCGACACGGAGGCGGCGGGGGCGGCGGCGGGGGCGGCGGGCGGCCCGCACGACCACCACUUCCUGCCCAUCAAGCAGGAGGUGCUCGACGACGACUUCUACAAGCACCACUCGCACCAGCACCAGCCGCCGCCGCCGCACACCUUCCCGCAGGGUGGUCAAGUCGAUGUGACAGGACAGCCGCUGGAGACAACGCGCCCCUUUUACGACAGUGCUCGGGAGGUACCCCAGACGUGCGAGUGUGACGCCGGUGGAGCAGAGCAGAGGACAGCGGCGGGGAUACGGGGAGACGGCCGGCCCGGCUCGGCGCAGCCUCCCUCGGUGCGGACUCAGCCCUACCUGUCGCUGGGCUUCGCCGGCUACGGGGCGCCGCACCCGCAGAGCCACCAGCCGCACGUCCACCCCCCGGCGCAGCCGCUCUUCCUGCCGCCGCAGGGCCUCAACCCCAUCGACAGGCUGUACUCGAUGCACACGUCCUACUUCUGCGGCGAGGAGGCCGCCAUGGCCGAGCAGUAG
Schistocerca americana (American grasshopper) is the source of this 945-nucleotide messenger RNA. Its product is annotated as LIM/homeobox protein Lhx3-like. The transcript has 5 exons. Gene Ontology annotation, molecular function: RNA polymerase II transcription regulatory region sequence-specific DNA binding; DNA-binding transcription factor activity, RNA polymerase II-specific. Gene Ontology annotation, cellular component: nucleus. Gene Ontology annotation, biological process: neuron differentiation; regulation of transcription by RNA polymerase II. The record is from RefSeq and is a predicted model, not a curated record. Bases 1 to 945 code for a protein of 314 amino acids. NCBI's taxonomy places the organism in Eukaryota, Metazoa, Arthropoda, Insecta, Orthoptera, Acrididae.